AUGACAACCGUCUCCCCACCCGCCGGCUGCGCCUCGCCCACGCCCGCAACGGCGGAGGCUUCCUCCUCCUCUUCCGCCGCUGCCGCUGCCGCCACCCCACCCGUCUACACAUACCACUGCAUCUGCACCCAGCUCAUCCUCGCAUCCACAACACCGCUCCCCUCCCUGCCUCGCCGCGGCAACGACGACGACUCGGCCCUCCUCGACCGCGCCUACAUCCUCCCGCUCCCCGCACGACCGCCGACCGCCAACGCCGACGACGAAGACUCCACAGGGAAGCAGGCGGCGGCGGCGGCGGGAGGCGAGGGUGGUGGUGCAGGAGGAGGAGGACACUACGCGAUCCUGCUGAGCGUCCAGCUCGACCGCCGGCCGCGCAUCGUGCGGCGCGAGGACGGGCUCGAGAAGCGGUGGGUGCAGCGCUGCGCGCGGUGCGCGUGCGUCGUCGGGUACCACCUGGACUGGGCGCAUUUCGCGGGCGGCGCCGGUGAGAAGGAGGGCGAGGACGAAGGCGAGGGGAACAGCGGGCAGGCGGGGAGGACUGGGUGGAGGAGGGAUGUGGUGUAUUUGUUACCCGGAGCGUUGGUCGGGACGGAUGAGAUGGCGAAGGAGGAGGGGCCGCAGGGUGGCGGUGGUGCGGAGAAGGGUGUGGGUACGAAGUAA
Messenger RNA from Lasiodiplodia theobromae, 660 nucleotides. RefSeq lists its product as uncharacterized. Bases 1 to 660 code for a protein of 219 amino acids. The transcript has a single exon. NCBI's taxonomy places the organism in Eukaryota, Fungi, Ascomycota, Dothideomycetes, Botryosphaeriales, Botryosphaeriaceae. The record is from RefSeq and is a predicted model, not a curated record.